CGGCCCGCGCACAGCGACCUCCGCCGGGUCGGCGCCGCUCCGGGCUGCGCGAGGCGGCGUGGCGGGCACCACGGGUCCGCGCCAUGUAACAUUGUGCUGCAAGUCAAUCAAUACAGUAAUUUAAGUCCUUUCAACUAUAAUGGAAAAGUAUGAAAAAUUAGCUAAGAUUGGAGAAGGGUCCUAUGGGGUUGUAUUCAAAUGCAGAAAUAAAACCUCUGGACAAGUGGUAGCUAUUAAAAAAUUUGUGGAAUCUGAAGAUGAACCAGUUGUUAAGAAAAUAGCACUAAGAGAAAUACGUAUGUUGAAGCAAUUAAAACACCCAAACCUUGUGAACCUCAUUGAGGUAUUCAGGAGAAAAAGGAAAAUGCAUUUAGUUUUUGAAUACUGUGAUCACACACUUUUAAACGAGCUGGAAAGAAACCCCAAAGGAGUUGCUGAUGGAGUGAUCAAAAGUGUAUUAUGGCAAACACUUCAAGCUCUUAAUUUCUGUCAUAAACAUAACUGUAUUCACAGAGACGUAAAACCUGAAAAUAUUCUAAUAACUAAGCAAGGAAUAAUCAAGAUCUGUGACUUUGGGUUUGCACGAAUUCUGAUUCCAGGAGCCGCCUACACCGAUUACGUGGCAACACGGUGGUACCGAGCUCCUGAACUUCUUGUGGGAGAUACGCAGUACGGUUCUUCUGUAGAUGUGUGGGCCACUGGUUGCGUUUCUGCAGAGCUUCUGACGGGCCAGCCACUCUGGCCUGGAAAAUCAGAUGUGGACCAGCUUUAUCUGAUCAUCAGAACACUGGGAAAACUAAUCCCAAGACAUCAGUCUAUCUUCAAAAGUAACCAGUUUUUCCAUGGCAUCAGUAUUCCUGAGCCAGAAGACAUGGAAACUCUUGAAGAAAAGUUCUCAGAUGCUCAUCCCAUGUCUUUGAAUUUCAUGCAGGAGUGUCUGAAGAUGAAUCCUGAUGACAGAUUAACCUGUGCCCAACUCCUGGAGAGCCCCUACUUUGAUUCUUUUCACGAGGACCAAAUUAAAAGAAAAGCACGUACUGAAGUAAGAAACAGAAGACGCCAGCAGAAUCAACUGUUGCCUCUCAUACCAGGAAGCCACAUCUCCCCCACACCUGAUGGAAGAAAACAAGUCCUCCAGUUAAAAUUUGAUCAUCUUCCAAACAUUUAGGAAAAUGUUCUUUCAAGUGGAAAGUAAUUUAAUAUGUACACAUUUUUGUACAAAAGAGAUAGGAAUUCUCAGUGUUUCAAAUGCAAAUGAGCCAUAUGAAAAUUAAGAUGCCUUCUAGAAUUGUUUUGCUCUGAUCAUUACUGAUUCCUCUGCCCGUGCUUUUUACAUGCCAACUUUAUCUUUUAGAACAUUUUCUUUAAAUGUUAUAGAGUCUGAAACUGCACAUAUGGAGGAGACAUUUCCAUUUCAUCAGAGCAGCCCCUCCCGAGGCAAUUUAUAGUGAGAGUUUGUGGGCUUGUACGUUGAUUGUUGGAAAAGAUUUACAUAUGUCAUUUUGGUUUACCUGACCACAUAAUGUCUUAGAGCAUUAUCAAAUAGCUUGCCUAGCUGUUUUUGUGUAAGGAAUGACAUUAUGUUUCUGCAUUUUAAUUCACGCUUAUUGUAACCAAGUCUGUUGAGUAAUGCUGAAUUUUAUAUUGGUGUAGGAAGGGAACCUUGAAAUGUCAUGUAGGUUUAUCCCUCGAUUCCAGGGCAGACUCUACUUUGUCUCAUGAGACACUGACGAUUCUAAUUUUAAAGCAAGUCAGAGAAAAUUCCAUACAUUUACAUAGCAAAUAAGGAACUACAAGGAAUUACCAUCCUCAUGACAUAAUGCCCUAUGAUAACCGACUGCUGACUCUAAUGCUGUCCUUUGGAACAUCAUCGUUUCUUAUUCUUUUUCCUGGCUCGAUCAUCUCAGUACCUAGAUGUAUCCUGUUGGGUGCGUGUCCUAAAUAUUUAGUUCACAGUCGAUAUUCUUCCAAACCUUUGAAUCCAUAGCCUGUGUGAACUUGUGCAGCCCUAAACUUGUGUAUCAUGAGCAGAUCAGGUUUGUAAGUGCUUCCAACAACAGAAAGAUUGUCGUUCAGUUAACUUCUUUGUGUCUCCCACCAAAAAGAGGAAGCAAACAAACAAAACACCACAGUAGGUAAGCCCCGUUUACACUGGGAUAUUUUCCCAAGUACACUUGACAGAUACACCUAAAUACAUACAUACAUAUGUACACAUAUAUACAUAUAUGUUUAUAAGUUUUGAAACAUCAUGAUAGAUGCCUUUUAUCUUAGACAUCAAAGAAUGAGGCAGUCUGUUUAAGGGGCUUUUCGUUUGCUAGCAAGGAACUCAUAUAAAAUAAUAGCAUGGGGUUGUCUAUCACUGCCUGGCAUAAAGGCACAAAAUAGUGAUGUUUCAAUAACUAUUAAGAUUAUUUCAUUAACUCUUUUCUGCUCCUGGGUCUGGCAUGCUUACCUGAACGUUGUCAAAUUUUGCAAAUACACAUAAUUCCAAGAAAUGCCAUGUAUCUGGCACUAUACGCCAAGCAUAAAUUGUUUUUAGGAAAUCACACUAACAUCUUCUGUUCACCUCUAAAAGUUUAUUGCACUUAUAAACAUGGCUGUGGAAACUGCUAGAGAAUCUUGUUCAGUUAUUCGGGAGGAGCAUCUCUUUACUUAGGAAUUAUGGCAUCUCAACAGGGGUUUCUUGCUCACUGGAAGGACAUUCUAAAUGGGCUUAUUUGGCCAUUUAACAUGCUUAGUGUGACUCUAAGCUUCUUUGGUCUUCCUCUUGUCAUUUUAUCAUCAAGAAUGUGCCUCUUCAGAUUUGUAUGUUUCUUGCGUUUUUAAUUAAAUGAUGCCACAGGAGCAAGGAAAAUGAGAAAUAAAAGAUAAACGGCAACUUCGCUGAAAGAUUUCUUUUUAACUUCCAUAGUGUUUUUAUCA
Molecule: messenger RNA, 2922 nt
Organism: Leptonychotes weddellii (Weddell seal)
Lineage: Eukaryota; Metazoa; Chordata; Mammalia; Carnivora; Phocidae
Gene: CDKL4
Product: cyclin dependent kinase like 4
Biological process (GO): protein phosphorylation
Cellular component (GO): nucleus
Molecular function (GO): ATP binding; protein serine/threonine kinase activity
Source: RefSeq, a predicted model, not a curated record